CUUCCUUUAAACCCUGCAGCUGACUUUAUACAAUCGGUCCUUCGUAAAUUUAGCAGCGUAGAGAUCUACGUUGGAUGAAAAAGAGUGUGUGAUCAAAGUGAUGGGUCUCUCCUCUGGUGUGUGGACACAGCAUGUUUUCAGCCGAGUUACCGUCAUCUGGUUCAUGUCAGCAGUCGGCUGUGUUGUCAGUCAAAGUCUGGAGCUCCACACCAUUUCCCAGUUGUCUGCACAGUGUGGAGAUAACCUGACAUUGCCAUGUGAAGCCAGCUCAUCAGGCCAGUUGAAAAUUAUAUCAUUUGAAUGGCUGAAAAACAAAAGCGUAUGUCAAUACAAAAAUGGCAGUCAUGACCCCAAGGUUCUGUGCAGCACAGCUGAGCCUCCUCAAUACAGCCUCACUCUGACCGUCCUCAAUGUGAUGCCGAACGACCGGGGAACGUACCACUGCAAACUACGCUCCACUUCUGGAGUUAAGGAUAAGACAACUGCUGUUACAGUAAAAGACUGCCUUAAAGAUUCUGGCUCCAACUUCAGUGACUCGAAUGCUAAGUGCUGGUUCACUGGAGUUUACCCCAGUGGCACUGUCCACUGGUCCCAGGGAGACCUUAACUUAACGGGCUUUUCCAGCACAGAGGAAACGGUGGACUCUCUUGAACUGUAUGAGAUCCGGAGUACGGUAGAUGCACAGAAAGGAAACCUGAGCCAGCCGUAUAAGUGCUCACUGUGGAUACCUUCUGCCGGGAAGUAUCUCCACAGUCAACAGGUACAUGUGACUGGAAAACAGACCAACAGGUCACCAGGAGAUGUGGUCAAACUGCUUUGGAUCUGCAUAAUGGUGGAAAUCAUCAUGUUGAAAUUUCUGAUAUAACAAACAAGUAGAAUUCAAGCGUUGACUAAAAAGAUUGAUAAAAACAGAAAUGAAACAUGUAUUAGGUGUAGUGGACUUUAUGUUUAACAGGCCUGAUAACAUAUCGCAUGCUGUCUGUUAUUGCUGAACACUGCUACUACUAAAUGAGUAUAUAUUUUGUUUAUAUAAUCUUUUGUAUUUGAGAGCCAUGCAAAAAGGCCCUUUGGCAGAUUAGACAAUGCAGAUUUUACCUUAAAAUAUGAAACUGCUACUUUACAGAUAAGGCACUGUUUUUUUGUCUGUCUUGUUUAACUGGUAGUUUGACUGUGACCAGUUAAAUACUUUAUCAUGGCCACAGGGGGGCAGUCUUCCCAUGCAGGAAUGACAGCUGAUUUACUGCUUUUACAGGCCUCUUGCGUAUUAUAAACAAUGUAAAGGAGGGCUCAAUCAGUAUUCUGAAUUCAUAGCAAAUACAUGAACACUGAAGGAAAGGAAAGUAGUAGUCCAAAAAAGUUGGACAAAUCCUUUAAGCAGACAUGCUUCAUGUGAAUGGCUUAGCAGUUACCUGAGGGGCAAUGAAAAUAAAAUGAUAUGACACAUAAACCACAA
This is a messenger RNA of Plectropomus leopardus (leopard coralgrouper), 1453 nucleotides long. RefSeq lists its product as uncharacterized. The record is from RefSeq and is a predicted model, not a curated record. Lineage: Eukaryota; Metazoa; Chordata; Actinopteri; Perciformes; Serranidae. Gene Ontology annotation, biological process: cellular response to lipopolysaccharide; T cell costimulation; negative regulation of T cell proliferation. Gene Ontology annotation, cellular component: external side of plasma membrane.